This is a messenger RNA of Doryrhamphus excisus (bluestripe pipefish), 5932 nucleotides long. RefSeq names its product TAO kinase 2b (gene taok2b). Gene Ontology annotation, cellular component: cytoplasm. Gene Ontology annotation, biological process: protein phosphorylation. The record is from RefSeq and is a predicted model, not a curated record. Gene Ontology annotation, molecular function: protein serine/threonine kinase activity; ATP binding. Lineage: Eukaryota; Metazoa; Chordata; Actinopteri; Syngnathiformes; Syngnathidae.
AGCAAUUGGUAAAGUCAGUCAAAAUGAACAUAAGAAGUGAUCUGAUAUUUCAUGCGACUUUUCUCACCUUCUUGUGGUUUCAGCCAGUCACAUCAUAUGCUACAUCCACAGUUCGAAAUCUCUUUUCUCUGUCUUGCCAGCUUCGCACGGAAUGGCUCUCAGCCCCAGCCGCAACCCCACCUGGAUGCUGCAAGGUUGGACGACGACGGGAGGUGUGGUCGUGUGCAUGCAUCCAAUCUUGGUCAUAAUGUGCAGGGAGGAGUCAAGAGGAGUGACCACAGGGCGUAGCGGACGCUUAAGCCGUGCUCUGUGUUUGAGCCCAGAGGUGACAUCAUGAUGCAAAUCAUCCCGCCAUCUGAAACCUGGCACAAAUAAAAGGAUACCAUCAGUUAAGAGGCUGCUGGCUGUCCAAAUCAAUGGGAGCGACGGGAUGGCGAGGACUUUGAGUAACCGCAUCGACAAGCAAAAUGCAGUUUGCUCGCGUUGAGUAGACAUCAGCGCCGGGGAAAAGGGGAGUGAGACCUAUAUUUUUCCCAGUCAUAGUUAGCUAGCUUUAGCUAGCUACAGUGGAUCCUAAAAGCCACGGCGCUGGCCAUGCCUUCGAGUGUGCGGGCCGGGAGCCUGAAGGACCCGGAGGUGGCUGAACUCUUCUGCAGAGAGGAUCCUGAGAAGCUCUUCACAGAUCUUAGGGAAAUUGGACAUGGGAGCUUUGGCGCUGUCUACUUUGCCCAUGACAUCCGCACCAAUGAGGUGGUGGCCAUCAAGAAGAUGUCCUACAGUGGCAAACAGUCCAAUGAGAAAUGGCAGGAUAUCAUCAAGGAAGUCAAAUUCCUCCAGAAAUUGCGGCAUCCCAACACAGUCGAGUACCAUGGCUGCUACCUAAGGGAGCACACAGCAUGGCUGGUGAUGGAGUACUGCUUGGGCUCUGCUUCUGACCUUUUGGAAGUUCACAAGAAGCCCCUCCAAGAGGUGGAAAUAGCUGCUAUUACCCAUGGUGCACUUCAGGGACUGGUCUAUCUUCACUCUCACAACAUGAUUCACAGGGAUGUUAAGGCAGGAAACAUCUUGCUCACGGAGCCGGGACAGGUCAAACUGGGUGACUUUGGUUCUGCAUCCAUUGUUGCACCAGCCAACUCCUUUGUCGGAACACCUUACUGGAUGGCCCCUGAGGUGAUCCUGGCCAUGGACGAGGGUCAGUACGAUGGAAAGGUGGAUGUGUGGUCACUUGGCAUUACCUGCAUAGAGCUGGCGGAAAGGAAGCCUCCUCUGUUCAACAUGAAUGCUAUGAGUGCCUUAUAUCACAUCGCCCAGAAUGAGAGCCCCGUGUUGCAGUCAAAUCACUGGUCGGAUUAUUUCCGCAAUUUUGUGGACUCAUGUUUGCAGAAGCUUGCCCAGGACAGACCUACCUCGGAUGUGCUGCUCAAGCACCAUUUCCUAUGCAGAGAGCGUCCCAUGACGGUUGUGAUGGACCUCAUUGCACGCACCAAGGACGCUGUCCGCGAGCUGGACAACCUGCAGUACCGGAAGAUGAAGAAAAUCCUCUUCCACGAGGCCCACAAUGGACCUGCGCCGGAGGGAGCUGACGAAGAAGAGGACGUGGAGCAGUACAUGCUGCGCACGGGCACGGUCAACAGCAUGGAGAGUUCCCACUCGCUGCCAUCCAUGUCCAUCAGUGCCAGCUCUCAAAGCAGCUCCGUGAACAGCCUGGCCGACGGCUCAGACGACAGUGGCGAGAUGGCCAUGAUGCAGGAGGGCGAGCACACAGUCACGUCUAACAGCUCCGUCCUACACAAACCGCUGAGCCACGACAACAUCUAUGAUGACCCCUACCAGCCAGAGGUUGACUCCCAACGAGAUGCCUCCUCUGCUGGUGGAGGAGGUGGCGGCGGCGGUGGAGGAGGAGGUGGGAGGCGUCGUCGAGGCCGAGACCAUUUUGCCACCAUCAGGACGGCAUCGCUCGUCACUCGUCAGAUCCAGGAACACGAGCAGGGGUCGGCCCUGAGGGAACAGAUGUCAGGGUACAAGCGUAUGCGCCGGCAGCACCAGAAACAGUUAAUGGGCCUUGAAAACAAGCUGAAGGCAGAAAUGGACGAGCACCAGCUGCGACUGGACAAGGAGCUGGAGAACCAGAGGAACAGCUUCUCCAUGGAAGGAGAAAAGUUAUCUAAGAAGCACUCUGCUAUUAUGGACAAGGAGACAAAAGCGGUUCUGACUGAGGAGAAGAAGUUCCAGCAGCACAUACUCGGCCAGCAGAAGAAGGAGUUGACAAGUCUGCUUGAGUCGCAGAAACGACAGUACCGGCAACGCAAAGAGCAGCUUAAAGAGGAGCUGAACGAGAACCAGUCUACCCCCAAGCGGGAGAAGCAGGAGUGGCUGGUGCACCAGAAGGAGUGUCUCCAGCAGCUCCAGGCCGAGGAAGAGUCUGGUCUCCUGAGGAGGCAGAGGCAGUAUUAUGAACUCCAGUGUCGCCAGUACAAAAGGAAGAUGCUGCUGGCACGCCACAACCUCGAGCAAGAUCUGCUGAGAGAGGAGCUGAACAAGAAGCAGACCCUGAAAGACCUCGAGUGUGCCAUGCUGCUGCGCCACCACGAAUCCACCCAGGAGCUGGAGUUCCGCCAGCUGGGUCUGGUGCAGCGGACCCGCGCCGAUCUGAUCCGCACGCAGCACCAAACCGAGCUCACCAACCAGAUGGAGUACAACAAGCGACGUGAGCAGGAACUCCGCCAGAAGCACGCCAUGGAGGUCCGCCAGCAGCCCAAGAGCCUCAAAGUGAGUGAAGGCGGCACUGCCCAGAACCAGGGCUUCCCCGAGGAGGGCGAGGCGACAGAGGGGCAGAAUGGGGGCCGUGAUGCCGGGCAGGAGCCGCUAUACGGCUCAAUUGAGGAAUUAGAAAAGAUAGAUGAGACCAAAAAGAUGGAGCUCGAUGAAGGAGCUGAAUUUAGAGAUGAGGAAGAAGACGAGGGCGUUGAACAUGUUAUCGACUUGUCAAGUGGAAUCAGAAGAGAUUCAGAUGACAAGGAGGGGUGGGAAAUGAGGGAGGUGGAAGGGGUCCGGUGGGAAUAUGAGGCAGAUGAAGGUCAGACUGCACACUUAAUUGACGAGGAAGAGGAGGGAAGAGGUGUGGCCGAUGGAUGCCCUUCCGAGCUCAUCUCUGCGCUGUCCCUGGAAAAAAGAGGCGAGCAGGAGCUGGACGAGUUGUCCGAGUUUUACUUCCCUGAAGCACUAGAGGAGCUGGAGCCUGUUCCUCCUGGCGCUCCUCCUCCACCUUCCCCCCCUCAGUCAUCUCUCCCAUCAUUUUUCUCCCACGCUGUCUGCCUCUUCCUGUCUCUCUCGGCCGCCGCCCAGCCCUCUAACCUGACGCUGCUGCUCCUCUGCGUCUUCCUCCUCUCCCUGCGGCGCUCGCCGCCGCUGCCCUCGCUUUCUUCCCUCCUGCUGUCGGCUGAGCUCGCCCUCCUGGCACACUUCUUCUCCUACCUCCUUCUCCGCUCUUGCUGCUCGCUGUCAUUCUCCGCCUACCUGUCGCUCAGCCUGUGGGCCAGUGGGUUCUUUAGUCUGGGGCUGUCCUUCAGCCUGGGCAUAUACUACAUCCCCAUGAUUUUAGUCUCUGCCUCCUUCCUCAGCUCCCCCUCCCUUUUCCUGUCGCUCUACUUGCUGGUGGUGCUGGUUGUCCGGCCGGCCCGCGACUUCCUUCAGCACGCACCCCGCAAAGUCAAUCGACUGUGUAUGCGCGUGCUUUUCCGCCUCCCCCGGCCGCUUUUUGCCAUGUGUCAGUCGCUCCUCGGCGGCGUGGCCGAGCGUAGCCUCUAUGAGAUGUUCCCGAAAGCGGGACGUAACUGGGGAGGCCGGCAGUCCAAAAUCCCUGUCCCUCUGAAGAGUCUCCCUUUGAAGGAUCAGGCUCGUGUCAGAAGUCCCUCCCCGCUGGCGCAGGGAAUCUUGUGGGUGAAGCGUUUCAGCCGACGCCCCCUGGGGGUGCUCGCUGACUUUGCUAACUCACUAGUGCUAAAGCUAGCUCGGCAGCUGGUUAAGAAACUGCCAACUGGCAUUCGCCUUUGGUUGAGACGCGUGGGCCUGCUAAAGAAGGAGAGGCCCAGCAGGCUGCCUCGACUGCUCCCUCGUGAUGUAAGGGAGAGGAGGAUGAAGGAGAGAGUUAGGCGGGAGAGGGAGAGGAGGCGCAGGGAGGAGCGGGAGAGGAUGCUGCGCGAUGAGGCCAGGUGGGAAUGCGGCUUGAGGCGAACCUCCUCUGGAAGGUUCGUCAGGGGUAAGGUUCGCCCGUGGAGAUAAGCGUGUUCGCACUCGCCCUCCAUUUUCAACCAGCCCACACACAGAGGUCCCACACGGUUACUGUACCAAAACCAGUGAAGUUUUAACAUUUAAUUAUUGUGCUUUUUGUAAAAGUUCUUUUUUUUCUUAAUGUGUAAGACAAUUUCAAACGGUUAUGUGUUUAUUACCUACAGUAUGUCUAUGGGGGGGACCACUCCGUGGAACAAAUAUCACAGUGUUAACUUUAAAGCUGUGGAGAACCAAUUCGUCGUCAUGUCACGCCGCCCUAAACACUAUAGCUUAAACCGUACCACAUGUGCAAUAAACAACUCUCUAGUUGCUAGCGCGCAACAUACAGUACAGUACAUGUCCACACAAACAUCACAUAUUACAAUAGAUGCGUCCAGUUUCACCGUUUAUUGCAGUAUAUGCAAUAAUAUUGUUAGGAUUUACCAUGUAAACAUGUUAUAUGAAGCCGUUGAGUGCCUUUGAAGAAAUAUUUGCACAAAUGCCUUUUUAAUAGUUAUGUGUGUGUGCGUGCGUGUGUGUGUGAAGCCAUAUAGACAAUCUUUUCCACAGAUUAUAUCCAAAAACUGAUAAAACUACUGAAUGUGAAAGUUGUGAUAUAUGAAGACUUUAAUAGUGAAUUUAAAUGUAAUUUCUGCAUUUUCACUUAAAAAAAAAAAUCCCUUUCGUCAGACCAAAAUACAGAGUAAUAAUGUGUUUUUGAAGUAGUUAAUUUAAUGUUUAUUGAACAAAAUGCACAUAAGUGAUGCCAUCAGAUGCAUGCGAAAGAGCAAAACUCCCCUCAGGAGAAAACACUUAAAGGUUUACUUUUUGGGUCAACCUGCAAACAAGCUUUAAAUGAGACAUUUCACAUCCUAUUUUAUUUGACUGUGACUUUUUUUUUUUUUUGCCAUUGUGUUGUGCAUUGUGUUUGACUAUCAGUUGUUCCCUGUUUACACAUUUAUACUGUGUUGGUGUUGUCACCUAUUAAACCUAAUUUAAGCAGUGUUUAAAGUACUGCUUUGUUUGGCCACCUUUCUUCACAUUUGGCAAGUAUUUAAAAAAAUUGUCGUUUGUCCUACUUCAAAAACAAAAAAAAAUGCACCAAAAUAAAUUAAAUUGUGUUGAAAUCAUUGUCUUGUUUUUAUGAUUUGCCUUUUCAUUGUCUGUGUGUUUUUUUUAAUACCCCUUCAUUUUGUUCCCUGCCUUUUUCUUCCAUUGUCAUCACUCCUGUGUCAUCACAUGUUCGAUCCCAUGCCAUGGAGGUCCGAGACACUGCAGGCGAUUUGAUUCAUGAGCAUCUUCCCUGAAAUUCAAGAAGGUCUUGAUCAUUAAAAUCACCUUCUUUGGGGGAAAAAUAACAGUGUCUCUGCCCUCCAUGGCACUUGUUCAGUUAAAUAAAUAUUACUUGAAAAAUGUAUUUUAAAGUUAUUUUUUUUGUUAGCAUGUAGUCAUAUUUGCAAGCGAGCUGUCAAAAAUAAUGCAACCCAAAAAUAGUUCCUCUUAGCGUUCAAUAUGCAUUUCCAUGGUUAUUAUUAACAAUGAAAUCAUAUUUUUUUAAAUAAGAAAAAUACUUGUUGAUUUAAUUGUAGUCUUUAUUUUGUUAGUAUUUUUAUUUUUCAUAUUUGAUGUAUUAAAUGUAACAAUAAUGAUAAAGUAGGCUGCU